Messenger RNA from Cladophialophora psammophila CBS 110553, 1974 nucleotides. RefSeq names its product glycyl-tRNA synthetase 1. The record is from RefSeq and is a predicted model, not a curated record. Lineage: Eukaryota; Fungi; Ascomycota; Eurotiomycetes; Chaetothyriales; Herpotrichiellaceae. Gene Ontology annotation, cellular component: mitochondrion; cytoplasm. Gene Ontology annotation, biological process: mitochondrial glycyl-tRNA aminoacylation. Gene Ontology annotation, molecular function: glycine-tRNA ligase activity; ATP binding. The coding region runs from base 1 to 1974 and encodes 657 amino acids. The transcript has a single exon.
AUGGCAGAAAGCACGACAAAGACUGGUCAGCCGCUAGACCGCAUGGUCCUAGAUUCUAUUCUGCGUCGAAGACUCUUCUACACGCCCUCGUUCGAAAUCUACGGCGGAGAACGUGGUCUUUUUGACUACGGUCCACCGGGAUGCGCCCUGCAAGCUAAUGUGGUCGAUCUGUGGCGGAAACAUUUCGUCCUGGAAGAAGACAUGCUCGAGGUUGAUUGCACGAUGCUCACUCCAGAGCCGGUCCUCAAGACCAGUGGUCAUGUCGACAAGUUUGCAGACUGGAUGUGCAAAGAUCCAAAGAGCGGCGAAAUCUUCCGUGCAGACCACUUGGUGGAACAAGUCCUCGAGGCGAGGUUGAAAGCUGAUAAAGACGCACGCGGACAAACCGUCGAAGUUGACGAAGCUAAAGAAGCAAAAAAAAAGAAGAAGGUGAAGGACGCAAAGAUUGAGAAACUCGAUGAUGCCCUCGUACAAGAGUAUGAGGAGACCCUGGCAAAGAUUGACAACUAUGGCGGUGAUGAACUGUACGAACUGAUCAAGAAAUACAACAUCAAAGGCCCCUCAACUGGAGCAGAACUUGAGCCGCCUAGAGCUUUCAACCUCAUGUUUCAGACUCAUAUCGGACCCAGCGCCGAAAGACCUAAUGGAUAUCUUCGUCCAGAAACUGCCCAAGGACAGUUCCUGAACUUCCAGAAGCUGCUCGAAUUCAACCAGCAAUCAAUGCCCUUCGCGUCUGCCUCCAUUGGAAAGUCAUUCCGAAACGAAAUCUCCCCACGCUCUGGGCUUCUGCGUGUCCGCGAGUUCUUGAUGGCCGAAAUCGAGCAUUUUGUGGAUCCCGAAGGUGGGAAGAAGCACUGCCGCUUCGAAGAUGUCAAACACACCAAGUUGUCUCUGCUGAACAGAAAGACCCAACUCGCUGGAAGCACAAAGAUCGACGUAGUGACUAUUGGCGAGGCCGUGUCUUCCGGGUUGGUGGAUAAUGAGACUCUCGGCUACUUCCUCGUGAGAAUACAGGAGUUCUUGCUCAAGCUCGGUGUUGACCAGACGAAAUUGAGAUUCAGACAACACAUGGCGAACGAAAUGGCUCAUUAUGCUGCAGACUGUUGGGACGCCGAACUCUUCACGACGUACGGAUGGAUCGAAUGCGUUGGGUGCGCUGACCGCAGUGCCUAUGAUCUGACCGUCCAUAAGGAGAAGACUGGAGCGCCACUCGUCGUUCGCGAAACUCGAGCACAACCGCUCAUAGUCGAAGAAUAUGAAGUUGAUCUGGAUCGCAAGAAGCUCGGACCCAAGUUCCGCAAGGAUGCGAAAGCGGUCGAAGCCGCAGUGGAUGCUCUUUCACAAGACCUGCGUGAAAAGCUCGCGUUGGAGUUGGAGAAGUCUGGGAAGAUUGAGAUCGAUACACCAGGAGUCGGAAGCGGAAGAACAGAACUUGACAAAGAUUUGAUCAAGAUCGAGAAGAGGAAGCGAACAGAACACAUCCGCGAGUACACGCCUAACGUCAUCGAGCCAUCCUUUGGUAUCGGACGAAUUCUCUACAGCGUCAUGGAACAUGUCUUCUGGAUUCGUGAAGGAGAUGGUGCUCGUGGAGUCUUGUCCUUCCCGCCCACGGUGGCUCCCACCAAGGUCCUCCUCGUCCCGCUUUCCAGCCAUCCAGACUUCAAGCCCUUCAUCAAGAAACUAACAGCCCGCUUACGCCGGGUCGGAGUCUCCAACAAAGUCGACGACUCCUCUGCAAGUAUUGGCAAGAGGUACGCUCGUAACGAUGAAUUGGGGACGCCUUUCGGUAUUACAAUUGAUUUCCAGACGGUGAAAGAUGGGACCUUGACGCUGAGGGAGAGAGAUUCCACGAAGCAAGUGAGGGCGAGCGAGGAUGAAAUCAUCGCAGCGGUAAAGGCAUUGGUUGACGGGGAGGAGACGUGGGAAGAUGUUAUCAAGAGGUUACCUGCUUUUGAAGGACAGGAUCUGGAGUGA